Rhopilema esculentum is the source of this 3978-nucleotide messenger RNA. Its product is annotated as indoleamine 2,3-dioxygenase 2-like. Lineage: Eukaryota; Metazoa; Cnidaria; Scyphozoa; Rhizostomeae; Rhizostomatidae. The record is from RefSeq and is a predicted model, not a curated record. Gene Ontology annotation, biological process: 'de novo' NAD+ biosynthetic process from L-tryptophan. Gene Ontology annotation, cellular component: cytoplasm. Gene Ontology annotation, molecular function: indoleamine 2,3-dioxygenase activity; heme binding; metal ion binding.
GGAAGUACAGGGCAAAUCAAAUUUACUUGUCAACAAUAUUUACUUGAGCACAAAAAGAUUGUUAGAGUUUAGUUCCAGGACACUGGACAUUUUAGAAUCUCGUGGAAAAAUUCGCUUGAGCAGUUGAAUUUCAGGCCUCUAGAAUUGCUGAGAAUGAUCAAGGAGAUAAUUAAACUGUUUGAUUUGAAUUCUUCGCUUGUAUUGUCAACGAUAUUAUUCGUUGUUUUGUCGACUAGCCUUGUUUCAUUGUUGAAGUUUGUCCGAAUCAUAUGGGCAGGUAUUUUUCCAAUUGCAUCCUCAGGCAAAUCAGACGAUUUUGAUAAUGAGAAAGACAACAAGCAACUAAGAAACAUAUGUAAAAAGUAUGGUUUAACGAAGAACGGUUUUUUGCCGGUAAAUUGUUUGGAAAGGCUGCCAGAGAAAUAUGACCAGUGGGAGGAAAUCGCUUUCAAACUUCCAGCAUUGAGCCGAGAUGGGAAAUUGCGGAUGACAGUUUUAAACACGGAGGUGAUUGACUGCAAGGAUCUGGAAGAGGAAGAAAUGCUGCAAAGAGCUUUUAUUCUGCUGGGAAUGUUGAUCCACUCAUUUGUUAAUGGGGACAAAGUUGCAUGGGAAAAGAUUAAAGAAUUGGAUUGCGUUGUUGACAAUGAGUGUUGUGUGCAAAAAAAUAUUAAGACCUUGAAAGAGGUUGAUGGGAUUCUGUUGACAGAAAUACCUCCACAGUUGGCAUUGCCUUGGUAUUAUAUAUGCAAGAAGUUAGACUUGCCUUUAGUUCUAACAGCGGCUCUUGAUUUGUGGAACUGGAGACUCAAAGAUGCUUCAAAGGGGUUUUGUUUGUCAAACUUGGCUUCAAAUCUAUCAAUGACAGGUACCCCUACUGAGACAUAUUUUCAUAUGGUGCCAUGUGCCAUGCAAGCAGUGGCUGGCCCAGUUAUCCUAAAGAUUUUUCUCUUUUAUCAGUCUCUUUCUUUAGCCAAAGACAGCAACAAACCAAUCAUAAGAGACAAUGUAACUUGCCAUGGGAAAGAAGGAUCAAUGUCCAAAGUGAUUGAAUUACUCAAAGAGAUGAAAUCUGUUUUUAAGGAGUUUAAAGAAAUUCUGCAGCAGAUUAAGGAUCAUGUUGACAAGGAGGUCUUCUAUGAUGUAUACAGGCCUUUAAUUGGAGGAUUUUGGCCUGAAGGUAUUGUGCUAAACUUGGAAUCAAAAGUUAAUAACAAUUCAAAUGUUCCAAAUGUUCCAAAUGGCAAAAGCGGUUUGGCACAAAAUGAUUUGAGACAUUCUUCAAACAAGUAUGGUGAUGCAACUGCUAUUCACAAAGUUGUCAAAAUGAAAUUGCCAAAUGGAAAAAUGGUUGUGAACCCAAAAGGUCCAAGUGCAGGUCAAAGUUCAAUGAUUCUAGCCUUUGACCUUUUGCUUGGCAUCAGUCACCAUGGAAAUGGGAAGGAAUUCCAAGAAGAAGUGCUAUGGUACAUGCCAGGCAAACACAGGAAAUUUAUCAUCAAAUUACAAGAAAUGGUAGCAAACCAGGGCUCUUUAAGAGAAUUUGUGCUGAAGUCAGCAAAUAACAGUUGGCAUGGAAACAUGACUGAAGCCUUAAACUCAUGUCUGAAAGCUGUUUGUGAAUUCAGAGCAAUGCAUCUUUAUGUGGCACUUAGGUAUCUCAGACGAGCAGAUAAGGGAACUGGCUCUACAACCUUUAGAGAUUUGUUAGAUAAAAUGUUGAUUUCUACCAAGGGAUGUAUGCUGGAGUGAAAAAUAAAAAUUGCUUGAAAACAAGAACAUAUAGACUUGUGUGAAAAGGGGCCCAGCGGAAGUCCAAAUUUUGCUGUUUGCAAAAGGCAAAUAUUUUCUUAUAAAUUUUGCAAUUGGAAAAUUUUGAUACCCAAAAGUUUCCAAAAACAAAUCCCACAAAGUAGAAAGUUUUCUAUGUUUUCAAACAAAUUUGAUUCAGGGAAGGAGCUGUAAAAUCUCUGGCCCCUGAGCCCUUGGACCCUUUACAAGAUAAAAAAAUCCAAUUGUGAAUUUCUUAAAGUUUUCUCUCAAAGUUGUGAAAAAGCUAACAUCAUUGUAAAUUCUACAAUAUUGUUUGUCUUGAUUUCUGUCAUGGAUAUAUAAUUUCUGCAAAGAAGUUUUUUUAAAAAUUGUUUCAAUGGUAAAAUAUAAAAUUAACUUGCUGAGAAUUAGAAUUACCAGAUUGAGUUUGGAAAGAUCAAGCAGACUUGUUUUUCUUACUUAUUUAAAUAGAGUCUUUGUGGUAAAGUUUUAUACAUUUAUUCCAUGUGAAUUUUUGUCCCUAAAUGUCCACAUUUUUGGAACAUUGAGAGUUUUUAUGGGAAAACUUAUUCAAUGUUGGAGUCAAUUUCACAACAAAGUAUGCUGCUUGUUUGAGAAUGGGAGAAGGGAGGUUCAUUGAGAGGGGUCAGUCUGUUUGUGACAAGAGUUGGUCCAAGUUUUGGUCACUCGCACAAAAAGUUUAUUCUAUUAGACUCCCUAGACAUUCAAUGGAAUUUUGGUGGUGAUGUAUUUUUUAAGAAAUAGGAACAGAGUAGUGCUACCCGAGAAAGCGAUUUUGGUAGGAAAUUAUGUUGAAUGAAUUUUCAUAAAAAACAUUUUACAUGAAGUUCCCUUUCCAUAUUGCAAUUGGUAUUGGAGCUGGGAGGGCUCCUGCCCGCUAAAUCAGACAACUUAAUCGUUUUUGGACUCCUUUUGGGCAGUUCUGUCUCAAUGGAGCAAUGAUAUUCGGGCAACAAGAUCUUUGCUAAGCCCCCUCCCUAAACGUUUACACUCGCUACUCCCAUGUCCUUACUGCUUUUAUUUCUACAUCAUCUCAUACAUUUUACCUUAUUUUGGAAGACAUUCAAAAACAUUUUGCUCCUUAAAAAGAAAACAGAGGAAGAGCUUUCUCACGAUCAGAGGUGCGGUGAUAUGAAAUGAACUAAGGGACCUUCUGGCGAAAAUAAUCGUCACUUUAUUUUAUUCCUUGCUGUCAAGUUGUUCCCAUUGAUUGCAAUUUCGUGAUAUUAUAUGCAACAAAGAUUGUUUGUUGGCACGAUAUCAAAGAUUUAACUUGCUUUUCAGAACAUGCGCUCAAUGCUGGGCAUUUUUGUUGACAAAAAACCCCUAAAUUUUAGACUAUUUUUGAAGCACUGAAAAUUUCAAUUUUGCUAUCGUAGAAUUAAAAAAUCUCAUUCAGAAUUUUUAGUAAAUUACAACUUUUGGAAGUAUCUUGUCCUCUCUUUGGUUUGGCUUAUCUUGAGCUUGGUGUUUUUUUCUAUUUUGUUUUCUAUCAUAUUGCCUCAAUUGAAUUGAGAAUAUUUCAGAUUGUAGCCAUGGCCACAGUUUAGUUUUAUCAAAGACAUUUAUCGCCAGUUAUUAAGCCGCACUUUUUAAUUAGAGAAAUUAAUUUUAUUUCCAUGGGAAUGUAUACGUGCAAUGCAUUGAAAACUCCUGCCUGACAACAGUACGGAUAUCUGUUUUCUGUGAAAAGACUUUGAAUUUAUGAGUCAAGCCGGAGUGUCACCGCAAGGACAAUAUACCAUUUGAUGGAGAACAAAGAAUGGAAACCAUUGUUAGAUAAAAAAUUGUUCUGUUUGGCUAUUAUGACGUCAAUGUUACAGUUGAUGGAAAAUAAGCCAAUCAGUGCUGUACAACUAAUCACGUGGUAUUGUUUUCAUAUCACGUGGGAUUGAUGAUUUGAACCCACUUCCCGCCUGCGAUGACAAAGGGAUUUGCAGAAGACAAGAGGGAGUUUUGCAUGGAUUUAAUGUUGUAAAUCGAUAGAGCCACACGGUACACUUUUGUCAAUUAGGACUCUUUUGUUUUUGAAGGAAAAUCCCAACAUCUUCCACGUGAAAGUUUGCGAGUUUGCGGAUUGUUAUGGCGGAUAGUGCAACGGGGCUAGACAAGGAAGCUCUCGAUGAAAUCGAAGACCUUACAACGGAAGAUCUUGAAAGUUUGAAACAACAAUUUGACCCCGAG